Molecule: messenger RNA, 2318 nt
Organism: Phytophthora nicotianae INRA-310
Lineage: Eukaryota; Oomycota; Peronosporomycetes; Peronosporales; Peronosporaceae
Exons: 7
Coding region: 64-2250 (728 amino acids)
Molecular function (GO): protein binding
Source: RefSeq, a predicted model, not a curated record
GCUUUGGGCACUUUUUAGAAUUUAGGUUUCUGUAUCCUUUACUUGGAUCGGUACAACGAUCCGAUGGCGGCACAGGAUGAAGUCUUCAACACCUCCACGAUCACCGAAUCCACAGGUGAGACCGAUCACGAGCAACUCGAGGAGAUUGAAGUGAUUUUCGGGAAUUUCAAGUACAUCGAUAGCGGAGCCCUGCGGAAAUGCAGAAACUUGCAGAAAUUCACGAUGGUGAACUGCAGCCUCAUGGAGAUUUCAAGUUUUGAACCUGUCAGUGCGUCGCUUGUGCACUUGUGUCUGAGCAACCAGAACAUCUCCGAGAUAAGUGGAUUGUCGUCGCUGCACGAGCUACGUCACUUAUAUCUACAGCAGAAUAAUAUUAGUCGAAUCGAGGGACUCGAACGCUGCCGGAAGCUGAAGACCUUGUGGCUGUAUGAUAAUCGCCUCACAACGGUCGACAACCUGGAAUUCUGCACGGAUCUACGAGAGCUUUGGUUGCAGAACAACAGGAUUCAAACGCUGAAAGCCUCGAGCGGUGGGAUCUCCGACCUCGUCAAUCUUCAGAGAAUAAACCUGGCGAACAAUCGUAUCCGCGAUGUGGAUGAGUUUGAACAUCUUCGUAAACUCAUCGUGUUGGCCCAGUUAUCAUUCACAGACGAGCAUUUUGGGUCGAACCCGAUCGUUCAUCAUCCAGAGUAUCGUUCCAUUGCAAUUACGAUUCUUAAACAGUUGCGUCAGUUGGAUGGAACUCUUGUUGGAAGUGAUGAGCGCUCAACUGCGGAGGAUCAAUUUUUCACGCAGUCAAUGGAAUUUAACGACCAACUAGCGGAGUUGACUCUGGCCUACCAGCAGGAAUUGCGUUCUAUAUCUACAAGAAAAGAGCGAGGCAGAUCAAACGCGCAGAUGCUGCAACAAGAGCUUAUGGAGGCCUUGAACGAUGUUGAAGCUUGUGUCACCGCUGGCCAGGCACAGAUUGAGCAAGAAAAAGAGCGACAGCUUCAAUUGCGCGAACAGAACUCUCAAUUGCUGCGAGAAAAUGUUGCAAAGCUUCAACAAGACUUCUGUGCUGCUAUUAAGAGCCAAUACGACCUCGAAGACAAAGCAUUACUCGAAGAAGAGCGCGGCUACGAGAUCAUGGAGCUGGAAGCCAUGGCUGAACAACAACUAUCGCUGACAAUAGCUGCGCUACAGAACGCGUUUCCUAACAAGAUUGCGUUCCAGCAAAUACUCGAGCACAUGCCGGACUUUCGAUUUAUCGCUGAGAGUUUCCGACGACCAACAAACCAGUCUGUGUACGGCACCAAUGAUCAGGACGAGCGUGAAGUGCGUAUUCUUCAAAUGUAUCGCUUCUUUCACGACGAUUUGGCUGCAGCGUUUGAGGCAAAUACGAGACGAAUAGAGGAAGAACAAGCGAGUGGCACUGCACAAGGCAGUGAGUUGUAUCUGUACAUGGUUGUGAAUGACGAUAAGAUGACUUCUCUCCUUCAAACUGGCCUGAAAUCGACGAGCGAUGAAGUAAAUCACGCAUUUAACGACUGGGUUUUUCUCUUCUCGAAUCCUCUGGCGGCUCUACAAUUUUAUAAAGGCACAACUGGCAAAUUGGAGCCUCUGAGUGACAGCGAGACAGACGAUUCAUUCAGACAGACACUGUCUGAAGAGGAUUCUGUUUUGGUGGAGAGCUUCAAUCUGUUGCUGUGUCAAGUACGAAUGCAACACACUAUUGAGUUGUUCCAUCCUCAAAACAAGUCUUCGUCCUCGCUUGAAGAUCUCCACAGCGUUGCAAGUCCGAGAGGAUCAAUUCUGCCACCACCACCUACGGCGUUCUUACAAUUAGAGCUUGGUGAACAACAGUCAUGGUCUGCGUCAUCCUCUGAAGGGCACGUGUAUAUGGCCCGUCGAGCUCAUGUUCACUCUCAAAUUUUGCCACAAUUUGUGCUUUUGUGCUCGAAACGGGGUGAAUUUUCUUCUGGUAGCCACCGAUACGUCCAAGAUCAAACCCCGAGCAGUGAGUUGCUCCUUGCUCAGUUCCAGCAACAACUACGGGCUGAAGUGGAUGCCUAUCACACGCGUCUGUACCAUGAAAUGGACCCUGCAACGGUGCGUGUCCGAGCGCAGCUCCAGCACGAGAGCGAGCUACUACGACAACGACUCAAGGACAACGAAGACCGCAUAAGUCAGGAAAAACUAGAACAGGAGCGGAUACUGCGGUCACUUCGGAGUGGCGGCAAUGAGAAGAAAGAGCGCAGGCGAAAGUAAAUUACCAAUUGCAACUUUACAUUACCCAUCGCGAUCUGAUAAUGUCCCAAACAAACAUGCUACAGUAC